AUGAAUCUUAACAAGGUCAAUAGUAUCCUUGAGAAGAAGCUUAGAAGUUUCCUUGCUGGUCCAAGAAAGGGUGAAACUUUUGAAUUGAGAAAUGGAUUAGUAUCACAAUAUAAACAUGAACGUAAAGAUGCUAUUCAACGAGUAAUUCAAGCAAUGACAAUUGGUAAAGAUGUUAGUUCAUUAUUUCCAGAUGUUUUAAAGAAUAUUGCUACUUAUGAUUUAGAACAGAAGAAAUUGGUUUAUUUAUAUUUGAUGAAUUAUGCAAAAACUCAUCCUGAACUUUGUAUAUUAGCGGUAAAUACUUUUGUUCAAGAUACUGAAGAUCCAAAUCCUUUAAUUAGAGCUUUAGCAAUUAGAACAAUGGGGUGUAUAAGAGUAUCCAAGAUGGUUGAUUAUAUGGAAAUUCCUUUACAAAGAACAUUGAAGGAUGAAAAUCCAUAUGUUAGAAAAACGGCUGCUAUUUGUGUUGCUAAAUUAUUUGAUUUAAAUCCAGAAAUGUGUAUAGAAUUUGGAUUUUUAGAUCAAUUAAAGAAUUUAAUUAAAGAUUCAAAUCCAAUGGUUGUAGCUAAUUCACUUAAUGCUUUAUUUGAAAUUAGAGAUAUGAAUACUGAUUCUAAUUUGCAUAUAAUUGAUAUUGAUCGUGAAAUUAUUAAAAAUUUAUUAUUAUGUCUUAAUGAAUGUACAGAAUGGGGGAGAAUUACCAUUUUAACCACCUUAAGUGAAUAUCAUACUACUAAUGUAGAAGAAGUCAAUCAUAUAAUCGAAAGAGUAACUCCACAAUUACAACAUGUUAACCCAUCAGUUGUAUUGAGUUCAAUUAAAGCCAUUAUUCAUCAUAUUGGCGUUAUUCCAGUUACUUCACAAAGAAAUCAAGUUCUUAAGAAAUUGUCUGCACCUUUGGUUUCAUUAGUUAGUUCCUCAAUUCCAGAAGCUCAAUAUGUUGGAUUGAAAAAUAUUAGAAUUAUAUUGGAAAAAUAUCCUCAAGUAUUAUCAAAAGAAUUAAGAGUAUUUUUUAUCAAAUAUUCUGAUCCAUUAUAUCUUAAAUUGGAAAAACUUGAAAUCAUGAUUAGAUUAGCGAAUGAUGCCAAUAGUAGUCUAUUGUUGGGAGAAUUAAAAGAAUAUGCUAUGGAAUUUGAACCAGCUUUAGUUACUAAAGCCAUUAAAUCAAUUGGGUCAGUUGCAAUUAAGUUAUCUGCUUGUGUAGUCAAAUCAGUCAAUUUAUUAAAUGAAAUUAUCGAUCAAAGAGGUGGAGAUUUAAUUAUUAAUGAAUCGGUGGUUGUUUUGUCAAAUAUUUUGAGACGUUAUCCUGGUAAGAAUGAUAUUACCACUUUGAUUAUUCCAGUAAUUUCUAAUCAUAUUGAAGAAUUAAAUGGUCCUGAAUCAUUGUCGGGGUAUAUUUGGCUUUUAGGAGAAUAUCCUAAAUAUUUCAGUGGAUUAUAUGAUAAAUUGUCGACAUUGAUUGAAGGAUUUUUGGAUUAUGAUACCACUAUUCAAUUAAAUAUAUUGACCGCAAUUGUCAAGGUUAACCUUGAACUUCAAAAGAAUAACCAGCAACAACAAUAUUCAACAUUAUUACAAAAGGUUUUAGAAUUAGCUACUAAAGAAUGUGAAAAUGCUGAUAUUAGAGAUAAAGCAUAUAUUUAUUGGAGAUUAUUAUCUACAUCUUCAGUUGAAUCACAAUCGAAAAUUAUUUUGGCAAAAUUGCCACCCAUUAAAACAACCAUUUCAUCUUUUAAUCCGGUUGUUUUAGAAACAUUAAUAGAUGAAUUAUCUACAUUGUCAUCGGUAUAUCAUAAACCUGCAAAAACGUUUAUAGAUCCGGAUGCAUAUAAUAAAGUUUCAAUGCGGAAGAAUGGUACAGACAGUGGGAUUGAAGAUUUAACUACAAUGGCGAAACAAGAGAUUAUUAGUAAUGCUAAGAAUGAAAACUUGCUUGACUUUGAUGACGACGAAGAUAGUAUGGAUAAUGAUGACAAGAAUGGGGUUGGAAGUUUGUUGGAUGAGUUAAACGACUUGUUUACUACACCUGCACUGGCACCUCGUCAGCAAGGUCAACCAUGGCAAGAGCAACAACAAGCAAUCGGUGCUUCUGCUCAACAAUCGGAUGAUAUUUUUAGCAUGUUCAAUCAAAGUUCUCAAGUUCAAUCUCAACAUUCUAAUAUCAAUGCGAAAUCUAGUUCAAAAAUAACAGAAGAUCUCUUGGAUUUGUUUUAG
Molecule: messenger RNA, 2214 nt
Organism: Hemisphaericaspora subhashii
Lineage: Eukaryota; Fungi; Ascomycota; Pichiomycetes; Serinales; Debaryomycetaceae
Gene: APL2
Product: Apl2p
Exons: 1
Coding region: 1-2214 (737 amino acids)
Biological process (GO): intracellular protein transport; vesicle-mediated transport
Cellular component (GO): membrane coat
Molecular function (GO): clathrin binding
Source: RefSeq, a predicted model, not a curated record